AUGUAUCUGAUCACUGUAUUUGGGAACCUUCUCACCAUCCUGGCUGUCAGCUCAGACUCCCACCUUCACACCCCCAUGUACUUCUUCCUCUCCAACCUGUCUUUUGUAGACAUCUGUAUCACCUCCACCACCAUCCCAAAGAUGCUGUGGAACAUCCAGACAGAGAGCAAGCCCAUCACUUAUGAAGGCUGCAUCAUCCAGGUGUACUUUUACUUACUCUUUGCAGCAUUAGAUGACUUUCUCCUGACCGUGAUGGCCUAUGACCGCUUCGUGGCCAUCUGUCACCCCCUGCGCUACACGGUCAUCAUGAACCCCCGGCUCUGUGCGCUGCUGGUGCUGGUGUCCUGGAUCCUGACAUUCUCCACCUGUGCAUCUCACCUCUUGGUUGUCUCCUUAUUUUAUUGUUCAGCCUUAGGAGUGUAUCUUAGCUUCACUGCUACCUACAGCUCACACACGAGUGCUAUAGUAUCAGUGAUGUACACUGUGGUCACACCCAUGCUGAAUCCCUUCAUCUACAGUCUAAGAAACAAAGACAUAAAGAGGGCUCUAAAAAGAUUUUUUGGGAUGGAAAUGUUUGUAAAAGGGCCAUUUGCCCUUGGGCUGAAGAACUGCCCAUGA
Molecule: messenger RNA, 618 nt
Organism: Rangifer tarandus platyrhynchus (Svalbard reindeer)
Lineage: Eukaryota; Metazoa; Chordata; Mammalia; Artiodactyla; Cervidae
Source: the annotation of a GenBank genome assembly